Porites lobata is the source of this 26460-nucleotide messenger RNA. Lineage: Eukaryota; Metazoa; Cnidaria; Anthozoa; Scleractinia; Poritidae. The record is from the annotation of a GenBank genome assembly.
AUGGCGGACGCUUCAAAUGGUUCUGCGACGCUCGAAUCCGAAUUAGAUGAAACCCGGAAGAGACUGGAAGUGCUAGACAAAAAUUACCGAAACCUUAAAGGUUUAUCUCAAAAAGGUAGUGAUUUGUUGCUUGAAGAACAGUUUGUGAGACAAAGUGCUUGUCGCAAAGUUUGCUCAACUGUGAAAUCUUCGAGUGGUCGAUCAAAUCAAAUGUUAUUCCAUUUCAGCCGUCGCUGAAUUCGAAGAACUACAGAAAAAAUACCAAGAGUAUUACCAAAAGGUGAGGUUAUUGUUCGCUAAUUGUUUUCUCUUUAUGGGUAAACUCCAGCUGAUUCAUGGAUGCAUUCGGAGAAUGAGGAAAAGUCAAUUGCUAAUUGAAAAACAAAUAUCAAUCACAUUGAUUUAAGCUUAGCUUUUCUUUUUCUUUUUAUUAGUACAAGGAACAAGAGGUGAAAUAUUUAAAAGCCAAAGGAGACUUGGAAAAACUCAAGGAAGGUACAGUCGACAGUAAAUAUCAGUACAAAAUAUAUUAUAUUCGUAUUGCAUCUGGAGGUGGAGACGUAUCUGUAGUUUUGCGAAUACGUAAGCUUAAUAGUUAGCUAAAACAUUGCGAGUGAUCAAUUUCCAGCGUUUCAUUAACAAGCUGCGAUGAACCUUCGAUAUUGCAUAGUUAUUCUGAAUGACUAAAUCAAUUCGUCGUAAAACUUCCUGGCCAUUUCGCGUAUAAGCUCGAAUGCUAAAUCAAAGCAAAUACUGUAUUAUUUUGAUUUGAUAAAGUAUUGGUAUAACAGAUAGGUUUACUUACAGCACGUCUUUUCGUCGGAUAAACUUUAGCUUACGUUGUGUUUUGGCGUAAUUUGCCUUAGGAAAUACAGCUGCCUGCCUGACAUUUUAAUUAAAAAUAAAGAAAUGGGUCGAUGGUUUACUUUCUAAAAACUGCUUUACUUCGACCUGAAUGCAGAUUGAAAUGAUCGUUAAUUUGGAGCAUUUCUGCUCUUUAUUUAUAGGCCGGAGAGGGAAAAAAACACGUUACUUAUGAAAUUAAGCUGGUAAAGUUACAGGUAUAAUCUUACAAAGAUUACACAAAAAGUGACGGCUUAUUUCUGUUUCAAGAUUAAGCUAAUUAGUUUCAGUUCAGGUAUCGUACCACGAAUUUCCAUGUUUGGAGUCCUUAAGACGGAAAUGGAACAAAUUCAGCAUAAAAACCCAGUAAUAAAAUGAGAAAGUUAUUCUAAAGGGGAAGUUUCAAUCAAUUCGUUGUCAUUUAAACCUAUAGUAAAUCAUCAAGCUCAAGGCUUUUGUAUAGGUUUUUUUAUUCUCGAGGCUCUUUUGUAUUGAUCUGAAAUAAUUGAAUUAAAUAUAUGCCCCGAGAUUACAUAAAUUUAGUGCAAAAAUUUCUAAAAAAAAUCAUUUAAUUCACAAAAAAAUACUGAGAUAAUAUUUGUCUUUUAAUAUCUUAUUUCAAGUCAGAGGACUUGUUGCAUCUGUGAAAUUAAAUACAUUAUUAAUAAAAUUUUUUUCUUUCAUUGGCCUAUUUUUUUUCUUUUUAAGUCAGGUGUUGUGACAAAAAUAAUAUUAUAGGAAAUAGUCUUUUUCUUUGAGUAAAUGAAUGUGUAACAUUUAGUAUUAAUUACAUUAAAAUUUGCACAAGUGGAUUAAGGUUUUGGUUUUUUUCCAACUUAUUUUUUGUGAAUAUGGUGUCAGAUGAGGUGGUUUUCAAAGUUUCAGUUUUUUAAAAAACUUUUUAGUCUAAGAAACAGCUAAAAUUUCACAACGCUACCAACAGUUUCCCCACAAAAUGAAGUCCAGGGCUGUCAUUAAGAGCCGGGGGCCGGGGAUUUUCCCCGGGCACAAUGAGUGUGACCGCCGGCUACUUUUAUUGGAAAAAAAAAGAAAACUAGAACCAAAAGAUAUCCCUAGCUGUUUGUUUCCCCGCCUACUUGUUGUAUUUAAACGGUACUUGAAAUCUUAGUGACAAGCCUGAUGUCUGAGUAACAAGCACAGAAAUUUGGCCAUCCUGAUGAGGUGUCACCACCCUGACCUGGGCAGUGAUUUUGACUGCAUGGUUGGAAAUUUACUUUAACAAUCAGAAGCACUACCCAAAGCUAGGUAGUGACACAUCAUCAGUAUAGUCAAAUUUCUGUACUUGUUCUUCUGACAUCAUUUCGUGGGAAAACCUUUAGUAGUGUGAAAAAAUAUUGGCUGUUUUGGCAGCCUAUAGUAUUUAAAAACAAACUUAAGAAAGUGCAGAUUGAUACGGGAUAUUUUGCAGUUCCUUUUUUUUUUGUGAUUUUCAUAAAGAAGGUGGGCUUUCCUUGAAUACCAUUAUUCCAUCGAUUCUUAAAAUCUUAUUAUGGAUCUUUUGUCAGUUUCAUGGCUGGUGAUAUUUUACUUUUGGUUGUAUAAAAUAUAAUCAUGUUGUGUCUUGGAUACUCACAAAACAGAAAUUUUUUAUUCACUGGGUUGACCUGUUUCUCUGACUGGGCUCAUAUUAGCCUCGUAGCUGGCUUUUUUUAGGGGUUUUUUUUUUGGUAUAAUUUAAGAUAACAGAUACAGCCAUUAAACUGAACCAAGGUCAAACCAAAAAAUCAUGGGGAUGGGAGCAGGGGGAGAAGGCAGUGCUGGGGAAAAACCAACUGCAUUCAACCCCAUGAGAUUUUUGAAACCUGUUUGCCAGGGGACAGAGCAAAUGGCAUUCCUGAUUGUGGCCCACAGAAUGUCAACCUGCCAGUAGAUGUGAGAUUCCCAAUGGAUAUUCCAUUGGUUGUAUGGUGGCUUGUAAUGUCUGACCUGAUAUAUUAUUAACCCGAGGUAAAAAAAAAUUAACUAUAAUAUACACAGUAUACAUCUGUAUAUAUAUCUAUUACAUAUUCACCUCCUUAGAUGUCAAAGAGGUCUGCAGUUCUAAAACUCCAAAAAUAAUGUGAGGAUAAUUUUUCACCUUUUCAGAAAUAUUUCUUGUUCAGAAAAAGCCUAGUGAAAAAAUUAUCCUCACAUUUAUAUUAUAAGAUAUAAAGAAAAUAACAGAAGGCAACACUCCAGGGAUCAGUCUGUGUGAACUUUUGCCAUUGUCUUAAGGUGUGUCAUUAAUGAAAUGAUAUGCACAUAAUAAUUUCAAUCUUUUGAUUUUAAGGUGGAACCUUGAGCCCAAUAAUGAAAUCCCAUUUCGUUAAAAAAAUCCAUUCCUGAAUAUCAAAUGAGCACAAAGAGCUGAAAAAAAAAACAUACAUGUACAUGUACACUACAAACCAUUAGUGCGACAGUUGUUUUUGACAGCUGUCAAACUUCUAAACAUGUCACAUCACAUGCAAGCCAAAUUCCUCCUUUCACAAGACUGGAAGGGGCGUUUCAAAAAUCUCAAGGGGUUAAUUAUUGAGGUGGUUUUUCUCUCUCUCUGUCUCUCUCCCUAGCCCUCUCCCCCACGGUUUUUUCAUUUGACCUACAUGCGGCUGUAUAAAUACGAGCCAAAAACAAAAAUCAAAACAGAAAAACCCGCCAGCUACGCAGGCUUGGCUCAUAUAAUGAUGGGGACAAGGAUGCUCAUCAUCUUGUUUAGGGCCAUAAAUAGUAGGUUUUUGGUUUCACUUACUUAAUGUUCAGCAUACUAUGGGAUUAGUGAUGUUGCUACCCCUGCAUCCUAUAUCCGUGAUGCAUAAAAUCCUCAAAGAAACAAAAUAUUUCAUGGCAUGGGUUACGUAGGAUGCCAAGAUCAAUAACUGAUUUAUCCAAAGGUGUUUGUCGAGAAUUUCCUAUUUGUACGUGUAGUAUAUUUGUUUGUAUAAUUAGAAUUACAAAGUGGCUGUUUUAAUCUGCUUCAUACCAUGAAACUACAUCAUGCAAUGAAAAUGUAGUUACCGAGGGUGUCUUUCAGAAUAAUGUGAGGGAUGUGGGAUCUGACAACAACAGUGUAGUUUUAGUUUUCAGAGUUAUUCUAUUAAAAGAUUGACUUCAGAUUAAAUGUCUCGUUACAAUGUACCUAGAGACACAAAGCAUUUGUAUCAAAAAUGGGCAACAGCUGAAUCAAAAUCAAUUUUUUAUGUUUAAUUCCUUGCUAAUGCUUCUUGGGUUAAUUGUCCAAGAUGUCAAAUUUUUGACCAGACAUUCACUGCUUUCUUUGUUUCUUCUCUGUUUAUUCUUUGUAUCUUACAGUCUCAAACGUUGCACUGUGUGAAUAUGAGAAUUUGCAUGAGAAGUUUGAGGUGGAGCAAAGCUGCAGGACAAAGGCGGAGGAGUUUGCCACCAAUGUAUGUAUUACCAAACUAAGCUCCUAGCAUUACAGUAUUAGUAAGAGUUGAUUGGUGUUGAAAGUGACUGAUGUUUUGAUAGCCUGUGACCAUCAAGUCAAAGCAGAGUCUUGCUGUCAUUUUGGUGGGAAGAGUUUUUUUAGGAAAGCUUUUAGGAUCUUAGGAUUAGGUGCAAGGAAAGGUAGGUGGGUAAUGGAACAAGGAUUUUCAGGUCCUUGUCAGGUGGUUUUUUGCUUCUUUCUCCGGUGUCCUUGACUGAAUUGUGCUCAUUCUGGUAUGGUUUGAAAGAUCUCUUCACUCUGCACACGUGUGCGAAGAAGCAGAAAUACCUGUUACAGCUGGGGGCACUUGAUGUUAACUAUGGAUGAUCAAAGUGGUAAACUAAGAAAGACACUAUAAGUUUUGUGAGAUGUUAUAUGGGUGAAUCUUCAUCUGUUGUUCUAUCACUUAAACAGUGCUCAUAACAAUGGCUUUGAUCUGCCAAACAAACUUUUCCUUGGUUCUUGAAGACUUAGCUAAUUAAGAUGCCACUUUGUCUCCCUAAAUCCUUUAAACUCAUCAACAGCGAUGAGCCUGGGGGAAGUGCCUGCGAGGCUAGUGGAUUCCCGAAAUACAGGCGACUGCAAUGUGUAACGGUGACAACCCGGCCUGAGAGUGACAUCGCCCUCGGCAAUGUCAUACUGCUAACCAUUGGAACCUUACAUACGUACCCUUAAAUGGUAAAUUAAAAAUAAUCAGCCGAUAUAGCCACUUAAAUUGUUCUUCUGUGAUUUGAAAUCCCUGAUAGAUGGUUCAACAAAACAAGGCUCUCAAGCGACAAAGCCAAUUGCUCAUCUCACAAAUUGGCUCUGGGGGACAGCUCAAUCUUGUAAGUGUUUUCUGUCUAUGAUAAUUAUUCUUGUUUCUUGGUAUCUCAUAGGCUACUCACUUGACAAUAAUUUUUAGAUAGCCUUCAAACGUAUAUUAACUGGUUUGCAAUAAUUGGAAAUGAUUAAAUUGUCAAAGAAGCCACUAUUAUAAAAAAAACCGUGCAAACGGACUCAUCACUGUUGGCCAACAACUCCCAACAUUGUUGAGAGUUGUUGCACCAUUUGCAAAAAACUAACAUUUUGACCGGUUUCAAACUUUGCGCAACAACUCCCAGCAACACGCAACAAUAAGUAACAGGGUGUGUAAAUGGACGAAACAUGUAACAUCCAACAAUGCUACAGCCAUUUGCAUGGGGCUUAAUGCUUUUUCUCUUUUAAUUUCAGUCUUUUGUUAAAUCCAGUAUUCAUUAAAAGUCCUACCAUAAUAUUCCAUCAUGCACAACAAUCUGUAAUGUUACAACUUUUUUCACUCUAAUAUUCCCUAUAAUUAUAAAAUACCACAGUUUAUUAAUUAAUUUCAGUCUUUUGUUAAAUCCACUAUUUAUUACAUUGUAAAAGUCCCACCAUAAUAUUCCCUCAUGCACAACAAUCUGUGACGUUACAACUUUUUUCACCCUCAUAUUCCCCAUAAUUAUAAAAUACCACAGUUUAUAAUAGUGAUAUCAUUAUUCCUUACUAUUGGUUAGUUUAGAUAAUUUUGUUCUAGUGACAGGUUUACCUUAAUGUUGCAGGUUUUGAAACACAGACAAAUAAAACUUGUUUCUAUAAUCAUUUUGAGCUGAGAUGCAUUUGUUAGUAGCAUUUUCUUUACAGUUUUGAGACCGUGUUUUUGUAAUAAAAUUACAUUGCUUGGUAAUCUUAUUGUAAUAAUAGUUUUUCCAAGGGUAUUGUACCUGUCAACUUUGGAGAAUGUAAUCUGUUUAAUUCAUGAUCUAAGAUUCUUGGGCUUCAUUACACCAAAACAAAUGAAAAAAAACUCUAAAAAUGGAACUCUAUGUCUUUAGGUUCUCGGGUGUAUUUACCACUAAAAUAAUCUGAAAAUGGCAUUCUUCGGAUUUAGGUUAAAGCACUUAAACUGUAUUGGCGUGGUAUAGGCCAACUAACAAAGCUGGUAGGAGAUAGAACUGUUACCGGUCGUUUCGAUGCAAAGUUGUUUCGAUACAACUUUAUUCAUUCGAGGUGUAAAUCGUUCCACAAACUUGGCUUGAAGAACUAAGAUAUUCUCCCAACAUGUUUUUCUUGUUCACUCAAAAACUAUACUUGAAGUGAACAAAAUUUUUGUGAAAUUUCACUGCUUGAGUUUGUAUCGAAGCGAUUUGUAUUGAAACGACAAGCAGCUAGUGCCCAUGAUGAAAACUGCUGGGUCCAUCGGUAAUUGUGCCAGACAAUAAAGUCUAUUUAUUCAUUUAUUUUUGCCGCGAGGUUAUUUUAUUUCCCCGUCAAUUUGCUAGGGGAGGAUGAAGGAGACGAGGUAACCUGUUCACAGACCCUCUAUGUUCUCAAAAGAGGUCGUCGAGCGCGCAUAUGAAACAAUAAUAGAGAGAUAAAGAUUCACGUUUACACUAAACGGCAAACGUGAAUUUGUAGCCUGUUACCAAGUUUUCCUCUUAAUUGCCGUUUACUGUUUAUCACUUCUGUACAAAAAUAUGUAGUUUCACGCCAGUUUUAUCCAUAAGAAUUGUUUUGGCAGUUUUUAUCUGCUUAUUUUCCAUUCUGAGAAAUUCUCUUCUUGAAUCUGGCGUUUGCCGUUUGCUGUAAACGUGACUCUCUCUAAUAAAAAGAAGAACCGCGGGUGAUUUAUUCACUGUAAGAGCAAUGGAUGUUUGUGGGAAAGGAGAACUAGUUCCUUUCUCACCCGCUUUGAAAAACCGAUUUUGAAUCUUAAGUUUAAACUCCCUCCAAAAAACAACUGAUUUGGUUUUACAUUCAAAAAUUAAAGAUCCAGAGAAACAAGCUCUAACUGUACUUACCAAUUAUGUCCCUUUUCUGAGGGCAAAUAAAUGUUAUCCUGUGCAUUUUAUUUCCAAUCUUUAAUAAUUUAUCCUUUAUUCAGGAGGAACUGCCUUCUGUUGAGGCCACAGAUGAUAGCUCAUUAAAUGACAAUGCAGUUCUACAUGAAGAAAUCAAUGGUGAGCUUAUGUUUGAGUUUCAUGAUGAUGAUCGAAGAAAGAAAUUGAAUUAUAGAACAAGGGAACGUUUAUACAACAGACUCCUAUACAAUGAACCCUCCCCUAAUCGCCCACCCAAAAUGCAAAGGCUCACUGAUCGCUUACAAGAAUCGACGCAAAGGUUGUCUCCUUCUAGAAGAGGCCCGGCCGACACAUCUAUAUUUUGGAAUAGAAUUCAUUGCAUGUAAUUUGUAAGUUACGAUAAUAUGUGUAGUUUCAAACAAAGAGAUCAAAUCACGCCCUAAGUGUUCGCUUACAGGAUGAGGAAAGACAAUGGCAAAUUCUAAAGCCGUUAUCCAAAAGUGGUCACAAUCGCUUACAAGAGGUAGUCGUUUACGAACGUUUCCGUCUGUAGUGAUCACUGGGAAAAUUUUGGUGUUUUGGAUGGGUGUUCGCCUAUGGGAGGUGGUCGCGCAUGGAGGUUCGACUGUAUAGCGUACACGUUUGUAUAAGGGAGGAUAUCACGAUUCUUUACUCUAGAAUUUAAUAGCUUUUCCCUCCCUGUCUUCCGCUUUGUUUCUUUGUGCGCCCUGUAUUUCCCCCUCCCCCUCUCCACUACGUGAGCGCCUCGAACAGAAAUUGAAGAGGGCUUGAGUUAUUUCAAAGAGAGUUCGAAAUAUCGAAAGCCCCGACCUCGAAUGUUCAAACUUUAGAUACUAAAUUACUAUCCAGCGGAUAAUAUGGGAGGAAAAAAAGACAAUCUAACAGAAUGCAAUGAUUUCAAUGCUUGCGUUCGUGCGGGACCACUAUUUGGUGGUAGGUUAGAAAGCUACACUAGCCAAUGUUUAGGACUCUAAGAAAUAUACGUUUUUCUAAAAUCAAACAGAUACGUAUGAACAACAUUAAUUAAUCGAAAAGGGCAGAAUUGAGGUUUUUUUGCGGUGAUGCGGUUUUGCGGAAAUUAAUUUCUCUUUUAAAUGAGGUAUUGCGGUUUUACCAGCUCAAGUGGUGUAUGCUCUGUCCUUGAUGAUGACGUCUCUGAUUUUUAGAAAUCACAUAAAUAAUCACAGUACUGUAUUUUGUUAGUGCUAAAAGGACAACUGGAAGCCUUAAAAAAAGAGUUAAGACUUACCAAAGAGAAAUUGACUACAACACAAAAUGAGGUCAGUGUUUAGUAAAAUUGUAAAUUCUGAAUGAGGAAUAAAAAUGAAAUGCCGGACUAAUUGGUGGUUUGCACGUGACGUCACGGCAGCCAUGUUGGCGGUCAAGAACAAAAGCAUUUCUCUCCUCUGAGAACUAAAGUCGAUUUUCAUGUAAAUUCCUCGGGAAAAAGUUCUAUUGUUUUGACUCCCCAACAUGGCCACCUUCUCACGUGAUUGCAAACCAAGAAUACUAGUGAUAACCAAUGGUUAGGGAGUGCGGACGAGAUCGAUCGAAGGUCAAACCGCUCUUGCUCCAACGCUCUGUUUUGGGCACGUUUCACGUGAUAGGCGGUCCGUCAAAACGCGCGUUGUCAGGUUACAAGUGGCAGAAAUCAUCAGGUUGAGUUCUUUGAUUCCAUUCAUUCUUAAGGUUCGGAAAAACGGGCAACAAAAAACACGAAACUUGUCUUGCAACAUUGCGGCAAAACGAGUUGUAUAGCGAUGUUGCGCGUUUUACCACCAACGUAUAACCUGUCUUGCAACAAAUCAGUUUGUUAACAGGUUUGAACGUAGGUCGUGAAACGCGCAACAUCGCAAUUCAACUCGUUUUGCAGCAAUGUUGCAAAAGAGGUUGCACGUUUUUUGUGGCCCGUUUUUUCGUACCUUUAGUGGAAAUCCACUAGAGUUCGCUAGAGUGGUCUGACGCCCCGUCCACACGAACCCUGGUGGCAAAAUAUGCGGUUUUUUUUUUAAAAAUGUCCGAAUUCGUGUGAACGGGGCCUAAAUUUCUGCCACUUGUGCCAGUAAGUUGAUGUUACACGUGACGAUUCGCAACGACGAUUUUUAGCGCAACACAGCGUUGCAAUGUUUGAACAAUGUUGCAACUAUUCGAAACAAUGUCGCACUGGCAACAUGUUGCAACGCUGUGUUACGCUAAAAAUCGUCGUUCCGAGUUAUCUUUUGUAACAUCACCUUUAAUUUGUGCUUUCCUUUUAGACAAAAAGCAAUAUUCUUGUUCUGUGAAAAGGGUGUGUUUACUGUUAUGCUUGACUUCUAUCUUCAGCUAAACAAGGAGAAAAAUGCCCAUGACACUACAAAGAGUAGACUUCUGAAAAACGAAAAACAGUUCAAACAGCUGAACAGAGGUGAGGAAUCAAUGACUUACCUUGACAAAGUGUUUUUUUUUUCAGCGCAUAAGCGCAACAGGUUCCUGGAAGAAUAUUGUUAGAGUCUUUUGUUUAUAUAGAACUUAGAUACAAACUAACAAAGUUUUCCCAUUAUGUUUGUUUUUGUUGAUUAUGGAUUCUUAGUUUGUAACCAAUGCUUUUAUAAAAGAAGCUGUCACAGGUGUUAGGCUAAAACAGGUUCUUAUUAAGUGGGGCCGGGGGUGUUUACUGUUUUUUUUUUUCUCGGGGAAACUUGAGUGGUUUUUAUUUUGGCAAAACGCGAACUGUGAGAUUGGAACUGCAAGAGUAUUGAACGAGAGAGAACUUUUUAUUUAGAUCUGUUUAUUCAUCCUUUGCUUCGACUGAAAAUUUGAGCACUGUCCGUAACACUUAAUUUGGUGCGAUUUUUUUAUGAUUGAGAUUAGUUUUUGAAGAAAAUACUUGAGUGUUUUGUACAUGGAGUCUAUCAUCAAAUAAUGAAAAUUUGCACCUCCCCAUGGACACUCAGCCAGAUCUUGGGAAAGGUAUUUAACUAUUGCGAUAUGGUAGAUAAAGAAGGAGCGUAACAAAUGGCUUGUAUUGGCACCCUACACAGAUCUGAUGCGAAUAUCUCUACUCGUUAUAUUUCAGUUUCUGUCCUAGCACUUGAAGAGUUUAACAGCCUUCAACAGAAAUAUGAACUUGAAGCUCACUGCCGUUUUGAGGCUGAAAAGUAUGCGGCUGAGGUAAAUACUUCUAAAUAUUACUUAGAUUAAGCACCGUGCUAUCGGCAAACGCCGAACGUCAGCUAGCGGCGUUUGUCGUUCCGUCCGCUGUAUUUGUGGGAAAAAACGAGGGUGUUAAAAAUAAUUUUUGUACACAAAUUGUAUAAAAUAUUUGAAAAUUAAUUAUCUGUUAACUAAUAUGUUUCUUUGUUUCUUAGUUUUUCUUUUAAACUAAGUAAAAUACGUAUGAUACACGACAGGUAUUCUCGGUCGCGGCCAUUCACGGGGAUUGGACAAAAUGCUCAGAGAAGUUGGCAUCCUUUAUUGCUCGAAUUUGAAACUCUUGUAGCUUUACAAACAGUACAUGAAGAAUAAGGAUGAUAAACGAAACAUAGCUAUUAAACCAAGCGAUCAAAAUGAAGAAAUAGUCUGUAGAAAUGGGAUGCAAAUAAUCACGUUCUCUCGUUUGGCUCCAAACGGGAAUAAUGUCCUGUUCUCUUUGAAACGGCGGACGGCAAACAGCAAACGCGGUAAAAGUCAGAUCACGUGACCCUCUCUGCCGUUCGCGCGAAAAAAUACGCGGUGCUUAAUCUCUAUUAACCCUCAAUACUUUCAAUGGAACGUCCACUGCGUCCAACGUCUUGGGCGUGGUUCGUUUUAUUCAGUAAGGGUUUCGUUUACCAUUAAUUAAGUGGAAACAUGAACAAGAUGUAUAAAAACAGAUUAUCGUCAUCGUCAUCUCUAUUCACGCCCGAAGGCGCACAAGGCCUUUGUUAAUUAAACAAUCUUUUUAUUUAAAAAUCACGUGGAAGAGAAUCAACCGCAAUCUGAAUUCUAGGUGGGAUUCGAACCCACAACCCUCCGUACUAUGGUCGGAUGCUCCAACCACUUGAGAUUGGAGACUAUGUGGCGAGUACGGAUAUCUUUAUUUAUUUUGACACGCGAAUUGCAUCAUGCAGCCACGCAGUCAAACAACGACACAUUAAUGGCUUAACUGCAUCUGGCAGUCACAUACUAAUGAUAAGUAAGUCGUAGCAACUGACGAUAUAGCCAUACAUCCAUCCAACCACCCAUACUGCUGAUAAUCUUCUUCGUGAUUUCCUAAUUUAUUGUCAUAUACAUGAUCUUUAUAUUUUCCGGAAAGAAUGAGCUUCUUUUCGUUCAAAACGUUUUGCGCUGAAUCAAAACUGAUUUAUUUGCGCCAAUGGUGCCGAAAUUUUGUGAGUUUCUGUUUCCACACCCUUGGAACCUUUUUAGCUAACUUUCAAAACCCUUUAGUAAAGUAUAAAACAGCGUAUUGGUAACACUUUAAACUUCGAACGAAGAAAAUGAGAACCUUAUGUUUUGAAAUGCUUUGCUAGCUUUUUUCUUUUGACCGCGGUCAGUUGCAGACACCUUUCCUUGCUUUUGUAAACAGCAAAACAUUUGCCUGAAUGGCGUUUAUUGUCUUAGUUUAGUAGUUCCAACUUCUGUGUCUUUUGUUAUUUUCUGCAACUUUCAAUUGACGACUAACUAUAACCCAGGGUUUGAGACUGCGGGCGAGAUCCAUGCAAACGCUCUUGCUCCAAUGCUCUGCUUUGUUUUGCGUAAGUUUCACGUGAAAGAAGGUCAAAACGUGCGUGAUUAGAUCACGAGUGCUGGAAUGAUCAGUUCAGUGUUAGUUUGCGCUCUAUGCGUUCCAUUCAUUCUUAGUGGAAGUCCAAACGAAUGGUGGGUACAUACUAGUAAUAACAAAAGGUUACGGAGUGCAGGCGACCUGGAUCGAAGGCGGAAGAUGGGCUCCUGUCAAAGGUCAAAACGCUUUUGCUCCAACGCUGUGCUUUGCGUAAGAUUCACGUGAUAGAUGGGCAACACACGCGUGAUUAGAUUACGAGAGGUAGAAGGUCCAAAGUUGCGUCAGGUCAGAUUGCGUUCUGUGCAUUCCAUUCAUUCUUAGUGGAAGUCCAUUAGCAGCUGGCUAAAUAUGUGCCGUGCAUGAAUAAUAGCAACCUGGAGAUUAUGAUUGCGUGCUCCUCUUGUCGCCCGCAAAUAGCAACCUGGGCCCAGUUGUUCAAGGGCCGUUUAGCGCUAACCCAGGGUUAAAUUUUAAUCAGGGUUUCUCUUUCUUUUGUUCAAAAGCAUUUUCUCUGAUAAUUUUCGCUAUUCUUGUAGAGCAUCAAAUCAUCAAAUUGUAGACAAGAAGAAUGAAACUGAAUUUGCUUAUUAAGCUUUCAUAUCUGAAUUCAUAUUUCGCACUAAGCCUGGAUUAUCUUAACCUGGCUUUGAACGACCCGGCCCUGGAGAUUAGGAUUGCGGGCUCAAUUACAGCUUCAGUUUGUUUUACAAACAGGUAUUGAGGGAGAAAGAUGUCUUGGACCAACAAAGGAAGUAUAUCUCGGAAACUACCAGUAAAGAUGAGCAACUAAAGAAGGCUCUUGAGGAAAUUGCCACACUUAACAAAAAGCUUGCCGAAGAAAGAACAGAAUCCGAAGAAAAGGUGGGAGGUUAAAGCCGGGUGAAAACUGAGGAGCGAGAUGCUAAAUACACGUCUUCAAGUAUCUUAAUUUUUAUUGCGGCCAUCCCUGGUCCAGUACCUUUUGUCUAGUCUGCUGGUGGUCAUAAAAGCACCUUUUCCCUGUUACUGAUCAUGAACACAGGGGAGGGGUGUUGAAUUGGAUAGAUUAUUCAGGGACAGUUGCAAAUGUACCCUGAACACACAAGAAAGUUGACACUGUGGUGUGUUUGUUUGCUUAACAAACAUCGACCAGUUUUGGGGCAUGGUGUGUUUGACAUAUUUUUUCCUUGAAAGAAAAAGCGCUUAAUGUCUUGGGAUCAAAGACUUAGUGCACGAAAGGAUAACGUUAGCCUGUUGAUUUUUCUGAAACGACAACGACAUCAACUACGAAUACAGGCGAACCUCCAAGUGCGAGCACCUCUCGUAAGCGACCUUUUUUCCAAAACACCAAAACUUUCCCAGUCAAAGCCUUAUAAUUAAACUUCUUUUAAACGAUCGCCCACUUAAGGCGACCGUGACCACUAUUUGGGGCUGACGGUUUAAUGAUUUUUCAUUGUUUUUAACCUCUUGUAAGCUUGACGAUUUGUCUGAUCUCUGAUAUUCGCUGUGUGUGCUAUGCUUCUCACAAUUUACGAAGAACUUUAGUAACAACAUGGAACUGCACAUAUCAUAACUUCGAAAUUGCAUUCCAUAAAAGUGGAUGUUCCCGGACAUCUCGGAAGAGACUCCCUGUGGUCCUAUUCUCUUAAGCGACCACCUCCUGUAAGCGACCUGUAAGCGUUCGACUGUAGAUGAAAGUAAAUUAAAUAUUUUAAAGAUAGGUAAUAGUAGCUAGACCUUUGAAAGCACCAUCAGCUUCGAUCCGUUAUGCUGAUAUAUUCAACUACGUACUGUUUUCAAAUACAUGGUGAAAUUUAAGCUGUCUUAUUGGUAAUGAACCCUAAUGAAUUUGUUACAGAUCAAAGAUCUUAUGGAAGAAAUGAAAGAUUCAAAGGAUGAAGGAUAUAUCAAAGGUAUGUAGCUACCAGCUAGAUUACAUUACAUAAGACUGUUUGGGGCAUUCACCUCCGAGAAACACCCGAGCGACUGUUGCGGGAAACGCUUUUUGCCAACAAGAAAUAGCACUGUUUUUAGGAGAAGUUACUCCCGCAGAUCGUCACAUUGCCGUGUCGCAUUACGUGAUAGCUUUCACGUCAUAAGGCGGAACUGGAGUGGUUUUUGUCCUUGCCGCGGAGGGGUACGUUAUGCCUGUAAAAAAUGCGUCUUCACUUCUUUAAUUCAGCGGUCAUAGCGAACUCGAAACUGGACCACUGGCGCAACUGGUUGUUUGUUUUUUCUAGUCAUUUUUUUGACCUUAUCCUUCUGAGAUAUUAAGAGGAGGUCUUUUAAAAGAGCAGCCUGCAGAACAGGUGUUAUUUUUUCGCCUUUUUUACGUUAGCGAAGGCAAGUGCGAAGCAAGCGAGGAGCGCCAGACAUGCCCCACCCCGUCUCGUAUGUCUUGCGUGUGUCUCGUAUAAGGGAGAAUGUAAUAUGAUAUAAUAUUUUCCUGGUUCUUUGCAACAGUUACUGAAGAAAAGCUGCAGCUAGCUGAGGAACACAUAGAGUCUUUAGAACAACAGCUGGCAGAUUCUGAGAAGAAAGCCGCCGAAGCAAACCAAAAAGGUACUUUGCUGACUGCCUCGUUGCUUGGUAAAAUUGUUUGUUCUUCGUAAUCUGACUUUUUUGUCUUUUUAGUUUCAGAACUGGAGAAAAGUUUAGAGGAGGCAAAGAAACAAGUUGCUGCACCACCGCCACCCCCUCCAGUAGCAGCUCCACCACCUCCACCACCACCUCCACCCCCUCCGCCUCCAACUCACCUCAUCAAGUAAGUAAACUGUCAUUUGCUUCUCCAGGGAUAAGGUUAUAUAUUUUAAAAUUUGUUGUUGUUGCUUGGUGACGUGGGGGCAAACUAACGUUCAAUUUUCAUUUGAAAUGCUUGUGCCAUUCAUUAACAGGAAUUAACUGAAUCUUUGGUUGUCUUUUGGUUCUUAGGAAAUUUAUGAACAUCGUGGGAUCAAAGAAGAGGAAGGAAAGUCUAAAGCGAGGAAAAGGCAAGUAUUGAAGUCUUUGCUAAGGUUUUUUUUGUAAUGGAAAUUUAGCAUUUAACUCUACAAUCGGCGACGAAAUUGUUGAGACAUUGUACUCAAACAGGGUAACUUCAGAGAACAAAAGACUCCACACCCCUGACCUGUCCCCUCCAUUCAAAGUUGGGGUGUUUGUUGUUUUCUAAAGGUAGCUCGAACAGCGGCACAACAUUGCAUGGAGGGGUUGGGGGAGAAAAAGCUACAUUUACCUCUUUUGAAGUUAAAAAAAAAAAUCCCUUUUAGGGCGAAGUUUCUCAACUCAUUUUGUCGCCGAUUGUAGCUUUACUCUCAUUUUAAAACGUGUCUUUGGGGGUGGUAAUGGUGAUGGUGGUUCUUUUGGGUGGUGGGGGGGGGGGGAGGGUGGCAAACCCUCGCUUCUACCAUUUCUAAGGGAAAAGCCCUGGGCGAGUUUGAAACAAGGUUUAGUAUGAGCAGUUCAAAAGUAUAGAAUAUUUUUACUUGGAUUUAGAUGAACUAGAAAGAUUGGCAAAUUCACGGAGGGCGUUAUUCAGUGUUUUUAUCUAGGAUUAUUUAUACUGAAUAACGGCUUCCGUGAAUAGUAAUAAUAAUUAUGAUAAUAAUGAUAUAUUUUGGAUUUCAGGGGUUAGGUGACAUUUGCAUUUGCCCUUUUGGGAUUAUCGAUUUUGUCUCCGUUGCACUCCAAGGGAGUUGAAAUACAUGAAGCAUAGGGAAGGAGAUAUCUAGCGCAGGCUAGUCGUCCAGAUUCCCUACUCACCGCUCAGGAUUAUAUCGUCGAGUCACAUUACCUCAUUUUGACAACCGCUCUCCGGCAGAAACCCGAAACAGUUUCGGCCUUCUGUCGUAGAGCGGUCGAUAAACUUGUUGGCUUUAGCCACUUUAGAAAAGAGAAGGGAAUUGAAGCUGAAAUGUGUCCCGCAAUGAUUUGUGGGAUCGUUACUGAGGAAGCGUCUGUCAGCAAUUGGCCAUUUUUUUUUCUCUUGCCGUUUGUAACAGUCCCAGAAGUCUUUGCGAAAGUUAACUCGCCCCAGGGUCCCUCUCGUUUUUAAAGUGGGGAAUGCAGAAAUUGUAUUAGAAGAGUUUAGCUCGGGAGUGCCUACCCAUAUUCACUCUAUUACAAAUAAUCUCUCAGCAGCAGCUCCUAAAGACCCAAUGGCAAACGCCAUGAGUGAAAUGAUGGAGAGAAUUAAAAGUGGAAACAUACAACUUAAAUCCGUCAGAACAGUGAGUCUCAUUGUUAGUCGACCUGUGUCACGCUCACGAUUGCAUGCAGUUAAACCUGUGCUUAGUGAAAUAAUCUAUAAUUGUUUCCUAGUGGUGUGCCGAUCAUCGAUCGAAAUCUUUAAGCGAUGCUAUAAUCGAUUAUUGAAAACGUCAAUCGAUUAUCGCGGGGAAAAAAUAAAAUUUCUUGAUGCCUUUUUAAUGUUGUCUUAACUAAAGAAAGGAAAUUUAAUCUCCCGAAAGCAGAGAAAAAUUCCGAGCUUAUAUUUUAGUGGUCUACAGUCAAAACUCAAAAAGGUUGUAUUGUUUGUGAGUUUUUUGAAAGUCUUAUAAAGACAAUUUUCCGAUUGUAAUCGAUGGUCUAUUGAGUGGGUCAACAUGAAUAUUUCUGAUGGUCGAUUAAAAAACCUGAACUGAUUCCCAACACUAUUGUCCAGGUUAUGGCUCAAUUUUAUCCUUGGAUUAAAUCUUUUGUUUCAAACUUAUUAUCAUGCAUUACCAUAUCCAAAAGCAAGAGAAAAUAAAGUUCAAAGCAAAGAUAAAGUUGAACCACAACAUUUUCACCUUUACUGAGUAGCCAGUUUGUCAAGAAUGAAGUUUUCUAGUGUAAAAAACCCACUGAACUGAAGUUUUUCAUUCAAUUUGGCGGUGCUUAAUUACCAAGUAAUAUUCAAUCGGAAAGUAAUUUCCUAUAGAGAAUAACAUUUGGAAAGAAAGAGACUGCAAAACUUGUUUUUUUUUCUCAAAAUCAGUAAAGAAAUCGGUAAAGCGUGGCGUGAGAGUCUUACACCAGGGCGGAUAAAGGUUGGGCGAUGAAACGAGCGCUCCGCUCUUCAUUUAAUGUGUGGUGCGGAGUAGGACUGGCACGAGCGCUUCUUCCGCGCUUCCGGUGCGCUUCAAGGCCGGCAAAAUUUUCCUUUUUGCAAACCGGAAAUCCUAUUUUCUUUCUGUAAUUUCAGGCUACAAUGUUAAAUAGAUAAAUUCGUUUCAUAACAAUAUCAAUAAACAGUUUCAUAUGUUUGUGUCUGUACGUCUAUAAGUCAAACUUGUUGGUCGUAUAAUGCCAAAAUUUGAGUUUAAUUUGAAAGUGUUGAAUACCUCCUCCUUCCACUAAAUAUCACCUAAUCGUCUUUCGCCGUUUCGUUUGCAAAAGCUUAACACUUCUUAACCUCAAUUUUUACAUAUGUUAAAUGGGGAUAAAUUUUGAAUAACAUAACAAAAAAUUAGAUUGAUAUAGUGGCGUCGUACUUCUUCAAACUUUGCUUCUCGGGUGCAACACGCCAUGGCGAUUCGCGCAAUGCGUUGCAAAUCCGGCAACCGCAGGUAAACAAAAUUUAUUGAGGUUAGUUGUAAGGUUUUUUCUCAGUUUAUCUCUCUAAAACAAAACAAGGUAAACAGUAAAAACUGAGGGGAAACUAAUUUUGAAGUUUCGAAGAAACAGAAAGACGUAUGAGAUGUUUUUUUCAAAAUUAAAAAGAAGGAUGAUGGUGAUUGAAAUUAGCAUAAUUUCACCUUGCACGAGCUGCACGCAUUUAUAAAAUACACGUCAUCCAGUUUUGAAACACGAUCUGCUGUCUUUUAGUUUUGCCAUGGAUGACAUGGAUGAGAUUUUCCUUCGUGUUUUAGACAGUACUUAGUUGUUUUUGUUUUGGAAUAACAUCGACAUUGGCGAGUAGCAGAACGAAAUAAAUUCAGUGGUAGAGUCAUGGAAGUCAUAAAAGAAACUCUUUGAAAGAGAUGUUUGUCUACUCCAACUAAACCUCCCGCAAAAAAUAGCAACAUUUUCCUCUCGGAGACGGCGUACCAGCACAAAAGAACGAGGAAGAAGUGCAAGAAAACAAAUCAAGCCGCCAUAAUUCAGUGACAGCGGCAGUGUCUAAUGUACAAACCACAUCGCAAGCCCUGACCGAAGUCGAAAACAAGCGACAUUUCUAAGCAGAGUCCCAGUCCACUGCAUCACACCUUUUUGCUCGGACGCGCUCGUUUCACCGCCCAAUCUUUAUCCGCCCUGUCUUACACGCACAAAGCGCCCGUAAGGCGUGUGAGGCGAGAGAAAAAACUAGCGUCUCUCCCCAGUCUCGCUCUCUGUUUUCAACCUCGUUCCAGACCUUUUGUUUGACUGCUCACGCGUACUUGAAUACGCAAGAAUACGGACUGUUUUGCAGUUUAGGAAAGAAAGCACACAUUUAUAAAUAACUUUGUUUAUUGUUUGAUUACAGCCAUCCAAUAGUAGUAAUGACAGUAAUGACACAGACGCCAUGUCAGAUUUGGGAAAUUUACUGGUAAGGAGGCAAGAGUAUUUCUUACGGACUCCAUGCAUAUGUAAUGUUUACUAAAAAACAGGAAUGUCAAAAAUUCAGCCCCAGGCUAGUGGUACUCGCAUUGCUCAAAUACGAACUGCGAGUUGGACUGAACGACCCCAAGACCUUGCUAUAGAUAUGUUCAUUUUUUUAGGAAUGUGCAAGCUGUGCUGAGAAAUUGCCGAAAUUUUGCACCAAAAAAUGUCAAAAAGGUGCUUAAAAGUUGCUCAGUUUCAAAAACGUUGCCUUCAAAAACUGAAAAAGUUACUCUUAAGCCCCCAAAGAUAGGCUCCUUUGUCUACUGCAACCUGGAUAGGGUCUUCAAUCACUCUUUCGUCGUCACUCCAACAACAAGUGAAUCUGGCGUCCACCAUUUUCGUUCUGCUGCCGCACACCCAUAUUUGGAAUUACUGUAAUCACUACAGGAUACCCAAUGAUCAGCCUACCCGCCCCCUUUUAAUACUUAGAAAAUGUUUGCAAUUAGUUCUCCGGGUUUUAUGAGAAGAUGUGUCGGACUUGUUCCCUGUUGUUCCGUAAGUUCGUCAAGAUCGAGUUCUUACUUUGAAGACAUUUUUCAGCGAGGCAUGUCAACCCCAAGUGGACUUUUUGCAUUCUGUUUGGGUGGUUUUGCCCAUGUUUUCGGGCAAAUCGUCUCUUUAAGAAUAAAGUCCCCUAGCAAUACAAAUUUGGUGGUGUCAAGAAAUAUCAAAAGGGAAAAAGGGCUCCCUUCCGUUUGACUUGCGUCGCUCAAAAAUUCCUUUGUUUAACCUCGGUCCGUACUCUUUUCCAGGUAACACUAACAGUUGAAACGAAGGUGGCCAGGCGCCUGUUACGAUCGCUCGAUUUCGACGAUCUUACGGACAAUAAUGGACUGUAAACAGUGUUAUGUCGCAUCUUUCUCACUUGGGAAACUUUUAACGCUCUCUAUUCGUCCUUAUUGAGUUCAGCGACUUCUGUCAAUGGCUUGUUUAAGCCAGGGCUUCCAUAUGAUCUGUAACACGAUCUGCGACCGGUGUACACGACAUACAACCAUCGCUAAAGUAAAAAGGAACAUUUGCUUUUGUUGUCUCGGAUUUUCUGAAUACGUCCGACGCAGUCCACCGUCUGAUCGUUUCGCAGACCUUCACAGAUUUUAUGAAAAGCAGGCUUAAAAGCCUCACGUAUUUCUUUUUCACCUCUUUCUCUUUUCCUAUUUAUCCUUCAUCUUUCCUUAUCGCUCACCCCUUUGCAAAUGGCCAAAUAUUUCGGUUUCUUUUCCUUGCAAAGUUCUCCAGCCAGUCAAGCGCUCUACUGACUUAGCUAAUCCUGUUUUCCCUUGAUAUUGCAGAAAACACUUAAGAGGAAUCCAAGUGUUGAUUUUGGAGGAAUAACAUCGCCUUCAGCAACAGAUGAACCGGACGUGGAAUGGGCUAACAUCAAACUGCGUAAGCGCAGUGCAAACGAAACGGCAAAGACAGCAUCUAACGUCCAAGAAUCUGGGGAAAAUAACAACGAACUAACAAAGGUUGUCCUGAGGAAACCGCGGAGUCACUCUGCUGGAGAUAUUCUGGAUGGAAAACCCAAAGAUGAGGCGACUUCAGAGCUGAAACGGAUUCUUAUGAAACAAAAAGCUGCGGCUGAGAAAGGUGUGUGUUGCGAUCCGAUGCAAAUUAAUGCAGUCUAAUGUGUUUAAAAAGGAGCUGUGUCACGAAAUUUAUGAAAAUUAACUCAGCGGGAACUACCACCAAGUUGACUGAACGUAAAAAUAAUCGCUCAAAACGUUAAUAGAAGCUAUAGAUAACACAGUAAAUACAGUCAAAAGGACAAACUUGAGAAAGAUUACAUUUAAAACGGAUUGCAAUUGUGGUUUUGCAAAACGUGUUGGCCUAGUUGUUUUUCAAAGUUAAUUUUUGUCUUUUGUAACGUUUGAAGUAAUGUUUGAGAGGUCUGUUUGUUUGACACAAAGCUGUAAUUUUGUCAUUCACAAGAUAGCUGCUUUCAUCCUCUAGCCCGACCCCCUUCCCCGAGAGAGCCUGCUCGCAAGCCAACUCUGUUGCUUUCAUUUCAAUGGUCACACUACAGGAUUUCGUUCACAGACUCGAUUGUUAAAACUUGCUGCAAGUUGUAGUCGUCAGUUUAACAACGAGAAGGGGACUGGAGCUGAAAUGUGUCCCGCAAGUGUGUCUGGGAUCGUUACUAAGUGGGGACGCGCUGGUCAGCUAUUGGCCAAUUUUUCUCUACCCCUAGUAACAGUCUCAGAGGUCUUUGCAAAAGUUGACUCGACCCAGUUUCCCUCUUGUUUCUAAAGUGACGAAUGGUGAAGUAUACAUGAAGUGUAAAGCCGCGAGCGGAAAACGUUUUUUACGGGGCGAUCUUCGCCUAUUUGAAAGAUUGUUUGUGGUCACCUGGGAAAACAAUAGGGAUUGUGACAUAACAAUGCCCCUAUCCCUGAAAAAAACUAUGGAAGUGCAGAUUAAAGGGGACCAAUGAAAUAAGACGUUUUGAACGGUGCAGGUCAACCGUUUUUUGCACCAUUAAGGUUUGAUUUGAUAAGUUGCUUACUUCAAUCUAUAUAUGUUACGUUUCAGAGGUUGUAGAGGAGAAGAACGGAAGCCUUUAUGAAAAUGAAGCCAGAUGAGUGAAGUGAAUAGUUUUUGCGUAGUUAACUUUAAAACAGUAUUUAAACUACAAUCAUUUCUUGUCUUUUAAUUUUGGUCAAAUUACCAUGUUGCCAUCAAUAUCUAAGCCGCUUAUGAUCCUUUUCUGUCUAGCAGCAAACUUCAUGAGUCGGUUAUUUAAAAACAGAGUGUAGGCGGGGUUUAUCUGAACUGCCUUCAAAGCCAUUUAUGAUUUAGCCAACCUCGAUAACUAAUCAGCAAGUCGACUGCAAUCUUCCAUGGUCGAUACUUUUAUCGACCAUAGAAAUGAGGUCAACAUGUUCAAAUUUUGUAGUGAAACCUCGAACCGCAGUCGAGUGGUUUCACUGCAAAGGUUUGAUCAUUUUGACAUCAUUUCUAUGGUCGUAAGUAUAGGCCAUGGAAAAAUGUAGGCGAUUUGUUUUUUACAAUAACAUGGACAGUUUUUGGCGUCCGUUUGCGGUGAAGUUUAUUGGGGAGAAUCGCUCAGAAGAGAAAGAGGAAAACAAAUUGCGCCAUAAUUAAGUCAUUUCCAUGGCCUAUACUCUCAUUGAGCAUGGCUCUCGACCAAUCAGUGCGCGAAAAAUCGCUCUGUUAUUGUAAAAUCAUUGUUUACUUUUAAAAGCGUCAAGAAGGGUGGAAGCCCAGCUUAGAAAACCAUAAAUUGGCCAGUGAUUUUCAAUAACCACCACGUUUUCCCUCGAUUUGCUGGCACCCGAGACAUUCCAAAAGGACUGGUAGUCUAGUGUCUGCUAAGUGCAAUUCAUAAACAACGCGGAAAGGUAAGCCGAAUGCUAAGUAACGACUGCCCUUAGCAUUAUAGGGCACAUAAUGCCUGGAUCGUACGUAGUUAGAUUUUUAGACUAUUCACGGACUCAUUUUACUCGCUAAAAGACGCCUAACCAAUCAGCUUAUAGUAGGAUUUCUAGCAAUGGUGCGUGAAAUGUUGAGAAUUUCGCGCAAAUUAAGUUGGAAGGAACGAUCUGGAUCAAGAAGUCUACAGUCGACUCUCUCUUAAGGGACACCUCUAUAAAGGGAACCUCCACUCUUACUACAGAAUAAGUUUAAAUCGAAUAAAAUUAUGUUGAUAAACAAAUUUGUUCGAAAUUUGUCUUUAAAAAAGUGUUUAUAUCAGGAAAAGUGAAUUUUAAAGUCGCUUAUUUUCACUUUCAAAUUUCGCGGGCGCCGCCAUCUUGAAUAAUUGUGACGUGUUACGGUUGCUCUAUUAUUCUGACACAAAGAGCUUUUGUUUAAUAACAAUAGGGCAACCGUUACACGUCACAAUUAUUCAAGAUGGCGACGCCCGCAAAAUUUGAAAACAAAAGUAGGCGAAUCUAAAAGUUAUUUCUUUCGGAUACAAACGCUUUCUUUAAAAAUAUUUUAGAUUGACUUGACUGUAACAGUUAUUUCCUGUGAUUUAAAGUUAUCUUUUUGUUGAAGUGGAGGUUCCCUAUAAAACGGACACCUAGAGUUUGUCCGUGCCUUUCUUGACUCCUUUUAUUUGGCUCUCUACAAGACGGACAUUACUCUUGGACCAGGGUUGGUACAGUCUUAAUUUGCCUUGCAAUUUUCCAGACCAGGAAAAAGUCUUGAAAAUGGAGAUAAAGUCUGGAAAGAUGGUAAAAAGUCUUGAGUUGUAUUUUCAAAGCCACAACAAGUCCUUUAUAAGUGUACUGUUUUUUUUUUUUUUCGUUUCGGUCCAACCUUAUUAAAUCUUGCACGUAGGUUUGCAGCGCAUCAUGAAUAAAGCUUUGUUCCUACGUUUUUUGAUGUCUCUAUUGAGGGGUGAAGGGCGGGUUUCCUGGUUUUUGGCUUGGCUUGGGCACUUGCAUGAGUGGCUAGAACGCACGAGCUUUGAAUAUUCAGUCAUUCAACUUUCUCUAAGACUAACACCUUUGGGAUCGGCACUAAGUGUCCGACUAAGAGUAGUAUCAGUCUUGCAGAGAAUUAAAUAAAGGAAGUCAAGAAAGGUAGGGACCAAGCGUAGGUGUCCGUUUUAUCGAGUUGUCCGUCUUAGAGAAGUGCCCGUUAAGAGAGAGUGGACUGUAAAUCACUGAGCUAAACAAACACAGUCUGGGAAUAUAAAGAGGCCAAUAUUGUGACAUGCAUUUUUGUUCCGCCCAGUGGGAAAAGAAAUCAAGUUUCUUUAGUGUAAGCAGGGAAGGAGCAAAAGGUGAAGAUUUUCUCGGAUUAUUGCAUUAAAUUUAGCCUUUUUAAGGACAGGCUUAUGCGGCAUUAAAUACAUUACAUGUAAAAAAUGAUGAUGGUCUUACACAACCAUGCGGAAAAUUUUAAUUAUAUUAAUUAAUGAGAAAUAGUAGAUAGGUGUGAGAUAAUAGAUUUACAGAGACAUAAAUCACGAUUUAAGUUGUAAGUAAUCCUAAGUAUUUAAAUGGAAUUUUAUAUUCUUAAAUUUGAAUCACAUGCUUCUAGUUACAUGAUUUGACAUGUUUUCGCUAACCGUGUAGAUGUUGUGGUUCAAUUUUAUCCUUGGUUGAAAUUUUAUUUCCCUUUGUUCCUAAGUCAUUAUCAUACAUUACCAUAUCCUAAAACAAAAGGGAAAUAAAAUUUAAACCAGGGAUUAAACUGAACCACAACAUGGACACUAGAUAUUUAUGGUAAUGUGAAGGCAGAUUUACAUUUGUUAUACCUUUGUCGUAUGUGUUGCGUAUAGAUAGGCCGACGACACGGAUCGGAUACCUUUGGCUUUUAGCAGGGACAAAAUCGCGACUCGCACUCGCAAAAAAAUGUCGAGGGGAAGUGUAUAUGUCAGGAUAUCAUUCAGGUUCAGUGUGGCUUUAUCAUAAGCAAAUUACAUGCAACGAAGUUUUUCCAUGUAAAUAAGCCUAAACAAAGAAGCUUUUUCUAGUUUUAACAAAGAAGAAUUGAAUUUAAUGUCAGUAGAUUGAAUAUGCAAGCCGUUAACACAGUAAUCACGGCAAGUAAAUAACCUCUGUCUUAGAUCAGUUAUACGCUUUUGAGACUUUAAUCGGUCUUGACUGUCAAAAAACACUUUUUUUUUGAGCAACAAACAAAGCAAAGGAUAUAAUAUUGAUGUUAUUUAAUUUAGCAUAAUUCGUUAAAUUGAGGAUGAAAUUCACCAGGAAGAAUUAUAGUGACGGAAAGGAAUAUGAUUGUGAUAAUACUGUGAUGGGCGGGGUAGCUUCAUUGAAAAUUGUAGAAUUUGCAGAUCGUUGUCAGAAGUGUUCAUGGGAUAAUGUGAGGAAACACCUUACGAGCAGCUCCUACAUUACUGGAUAACAGCCCUUAAAGAAAUUCUUAGAGAAGUGUUGCUAUUCAGGAAUUUUCCUGCUUUUGUUCUUGCAGGCCAAUAGUUUAAAAUCGAAAUAGAAAAUGUGCAUGACAUUGCUCUCGAAGUCCAUGUUUGUAUUUGUAUUUGUAAUUCUUCACUUUAGCACUUAAUUGCACAUACUAAUAUUGAUUAAAUAAUUGACUGUAUUUUUACGGAAAAGAGAGGGACCCAGAAAAUUGGUUUUUGGUUUAUUUGCGAUUUUAAUACUGUACCCCAUUGAUAUAUUUUCAUUUUUAUUUAGGACCUGAUUUCGUUGUUUUUGACAAGUUGUGAUUGAACAGCGAUUUCUUAGUACUGUGCGAAUUUAAGUUAAAGAAAGCAUUUAAACAACAAAUUUUUAUUACUUUUUUGCGGAUCGCUGGAAAAAUCGCAAAAAAUUAGAACUCGCAAAAAUUUAUGACAUAUACACUACCACAUCUAUAUCAAUAAUGAACUACUAGAGAUACACAAAGUACACUACCUACAUGUAAUAAUGGCUGAUACAAAAACUAUUUAGGCACUAUUACUAUUAUAAAGUAAGAAAUAAGAUUUUUUGUAUUUUAAUUUUCACUACCACGGCAGAAUAACUGAAACUUUUCCCAUGUACUUUCCUGAUCGGCAACUUGUUAUUUGGAUUCAUAAGUUUCUUUUCUCAUAAAAGGAAGGAUAAGUGCAUUUAUUACGACAUUCAUAAAUAUGUUGCUCAGCUAAGACUAACAUGUGGUAAUAAACAAGUAAUCGUCUUUCCUUUGCCAAAAUUAUAGUGUGCCCCUUGGUAUAAUUUUUAUUUAGGACCUGAAGCCAUGGCUAGGCAGCUUAGCUGCUAAGCAUUAAAAAAAAAUGGUAGACAAACAGUGUGCUUUUGGCCAGUGUAAAACGCAAUUGGUUGGCAGUUUCUUGCUGUUUCAGAUGAUGUAACUGACAAAUGAUUUAAAAAAAGAUUGAAAGGAUACUGGACAAUACUGACACAUAUAAAUAAUAGCUGUCGACACAUUAUGAAAUACCCCCUUUUGCUACUGAUUGCAUUUAACUCUCUCUUCGCAGGUUAACACAGACUCGACUAAGAACGUUGUAAACAUGGUAAAAAGUUAACCCGUAGGGUUUACACUAGAAAGUGGGUAGGAUAACUCCAGUGGGACCCCAUCUCAAUCGAUUCUAAAGGAAACAGGGAAAAACAGUAACCAAUUUGGUUAACCUUUCUCGGACGAUUGUUCACCGUCCAUUUAAACAGGGCCUCAUUAGCGUGCUGGUUAUUCAAAUAGGUCGUGUUUUAUUGAGAAAAACGCGAGAAAACAAACAAGGCAGCAGCAAAUUUGCAGUUUCUAAGUAAAGGCACGCCAUUAGUAUCUUUCCACGGUUAGAAGUAAAUAAUUCUGUUGAGAGGUAGUGAGAUAUAGAUUUCUUAUCAAACGGAGAUAUUGGAUGAAAACAUCUGGUGCACAUUUUAUCUUAUGGAAGAGUAUGUGAAAAGGUACUUAUUGCUAUAUGUAAGUAUAUUUAAACUGAAUUAGCUUAAACUCCAAUACAUUAUUUUUAUAUUUAUGUUCAAAUAUUUUUUAUUUUCUUUUUACACCUCGAAAAACAGGUAUCGUUUUUAAUCGAAUCUCGUUGAGAUAACUGUCUAGUGUUUCGUUUUUUAUUAAAUCUGCAGUUUUAGUCAACAGUCCGCUCUUAUUCUGUUUGUUAGCGUCAGGUUUUCGGGAUCUGUCGUUAAUCUCCUAUUACAGUUUAAAUUUAAAAUGAUCUGCUGUAGCCACAAAGUGCCAAUUUAGGCCUGCAGACCAAAGUCUGAUUUAGCCACCCCAUUGACCGAAAAGGUCCCAUUUUAAGGGCUAAAACAGAUCUUCAGUUUUUUAUUUACAGGGCACCUUUUCUGAGUGUAGUUAACGAAAUAGUAUAUUUCUUAACUUUCCUCUACUAGCGUUUUUCAAUUUCCAGGUGUUAAACCUACAAUACGGUUUAAUCAACAUUUGUAACGCUAAGUUUAACGAGCAUUAAUGCAAAAAAUAAAGUCAGCUUGUCAUUCUUUACUUUUUUAUAAAGCUUGUCUUCGUUACACGAGUCUUAACGGACCUUAAGCAACGCGGACGACGACAGCAGUGGAAACGUCACUAAAAAAAUGAAUCUGCGUCCUUUCAGACGUUAUCGCGUCUAUUUGAAACCGCUCAAUUCGUCAAAUGUAUGCCACUUUUCCUGGAGUUGA